Messenger RNA from Durio zibethinus, 2176 nucleotides. Its product is annotated as kinesin-like protein KIN-10C. Gene Ontology annotation, biological process: mitotic spindle organization; spindle elongation; microtubule-based movement. Gene Ontology annotation, cellular component: microtubule associated complex. Gene Ontology annotation, molecular function: ATP binding; microtubule motor activity; microtubule binding. The record is from RefSeq and is a predicted model, not a curated record. NCBI's taxonomy places the organism in Eukaryota, Viridiplantae, Streptophyta, Magnoliopsida, Malvales, Malvaceae.
UUCAAUAAUUCAAUAAACAAAUUUGACUCUAGAUUUCAGUUAUUGAAUUCGAAUUCGGAAAGACAAAAGGAAUUUCAGCGAGGAAGAAAAUCUUCAGUUAUGGGGCCGAAUCAGGUUCGAAAGGCUCGAGUGAUAGCAAAAAUCAAAGGGUUCAAAGAUCUGGAACCGGAGUCCGCCAACGCAGCUUCCAGAAAUUGGAUUUCGGUUCACAAACCUAAGGGAGAUGACUCUGAAACCGUCGCCGUCUCUUUUGGAGACCAAUCCGCAAGUCGUAAAGAGUCAUAUGAAUUGGAUUAUUGCUAUGAUCGAAACGAGGGAAAUGCUUUGAUUUUUUCAAGAGAAGUAAAGCCACUGAUUGAAGAUGUUUUUAUUGGUCAUAAUGCCACUGUCAUUGCUUAUGGCGCAAGAGGCAGCGGGAAGACUUUUCUAAUACAGGGUUCGGAGGAGGAACCAGGUUUAGCUCUUCUAGCCAUGACUGAAAUCCUUUCUGUGGGAGAGGAAACUGGCAAGUUAAUUACCAUAUCAUGUUAUGAGAUUUCGAGAGACCAUGCUUAUGAUGUUUUAGAUCCAGAAAGGCAUGAAGUUUUGGUAUGGGAGGCUCGUGGCAAAGUUCAACUUAAAGGACUUUCUCAGAUUCCUGUGAAGUCUAUUCAAGAAUUUCAGAAACUAUAUCUUUCCGGUCUGAAUUCACAUAAACAACCUCAGAAGAUAGUGGAAAAUCAUUAUAGAAGCCACAAAGGCUUAAUCAUUCACGUAUUUCGUGGCAACAAUUUGGAUGCUCUUCCUCUUGGGAAGAUGAACUUUGUUGACUUGGCAGGCUAUGAGGAUUCCAGAAGGAGAAGCGCUGAUGGUGCUAAUUUCCUGGAGAAUAAUAAAAUUAAUAAGUCCAUAUACGCCUUACAGAAAGUCGUUUAUGCUUUAAAUGCCAAUGAAAGUCAUGUACCCUAUCGUGAAAGUAUGCUAACUCGAAUGUUACGCGACUCCUUGGGAGGGACAAACAAGAUUUUGAUGGUCACUUGCUUGAAUUCAUCUUUUUGCCAAGAUUCCUUGUGCAUGGCAAAUUUAGCUUCUCGUUCUUGUAAAGGCACCAACAGGAUUAUACCCAAUUCCACUAAGAAAACCAAAAGCAUGGUCAGACCAAUGAUGCUUUCUUCAUGCAAAAGCCGUAUACCUGGGAGCGUUUCUGCCCCCGUGGCAAAACAGAUUGGCACACGAGUGCAAUUUCCUGACAGCAAAGCCAAUGUUAAGGCUUCGGCAAUCAAAGGAAGGAAACUUUUUGAUGAAGCUUGUCAGUCAACCAAAUCUAAGAAGGCAUCUCAGGAGAAAAGCUUCUCAUUAGAAAUUGUCUCAACCAUUGAAAAUACCAUACAGGAAGAGGAAAAGAACGUUUCAGGUAUUUCAGAAGCAAUAAUACCGCUUGUAGAGGAAUCUUCCCCAUUGCAAGCCUUUAGUGCAGAAGAAAUUGACAUGCCAGUUAAGGCUUUUAGUACAGAAGAAACCAAGAUGCCAGAAAAGGUUGUUGUGACUCAUGAGGAUAAUCAUGAUGAAGCUACUCCAACUAUCAAUAGCAAUGCAAAAGUACUUUAUUUUGUUGAAGCAGAUCAAACCAAGGAUAAGGAGAACAACUUUUUCCCAGUCAACGAGAAUGAAUCACCACCAAUCAGUGCACGAUUACAUGAAUUGUCAAACAAUUUGAAAUUGCUUUAUUCUUCAACUCCGUCAUGCGUACAGACACCACCAAAGACCGAUGUUUCAUUUGAUGGUCAAGUCUCCACUCAAAUUUUAGAGCCAAAAACUCCUGAACCCAGUAUGCCAUUUAAUGAUAAAUUGCAAACGGCAGAUGUCAAUUGCACCCCUUGGAAAGCAUUCAGUGCAUGUAGUUCUAAAAUGAAGAACUCUCUUGUUGAUGAGUAUAUCAGAUUCUUAAAUACAGCUAGCAAAGAAGACUUAAAAAGAUUAAAGGGAAUUGGAGAGAAGAGAGCUACUUACAUUCUUGAACUUCGUGAAGAAUCGCCAGAACCUUUUAAGAAUCUUGAUGAUUUGAAGGAAAUUGGACUCUCAGCAAAGCAGAUCAAAGGAAUGAUGAGAAAAGAAAUUGGAGGGCUCUUCAAUUAGCUUCUCAAAGAGGAUAGAUGUUGAAGAAUCUGUAUCAGAGGAGAAAAUAUGUUAGCUUGCU